Molecule: messenger RNA, 2388 nt
Organism: Ostrinia nubilalis (European corn borer)
Lineage: Eukaryota; Metazoa; Arthropoda; Insecta; Lepidoptera; Crambidae
Product: U3 small nucleolar RNA-associated protein 14 homolog A
Exons: 3
Coding region: 98-2374 (758 amino acids)
Biological process (GO): rRNA processing
Cellular component (GO): nucleolus; small-subunit processome
Source: RefSeq, a predicted model, not a curated record
UCAAAAUUGUUUUGAGGUUAUGUCAUGUGUUGUUGACUUGUUCGUCGAAAAGAGUGGUGUUUUUAUUUAAAAAUCAGAAGAAUUAUUUGUUUUAAUCAUGGAAGACGUUGACGACAACGAUUUCAUCGCAUCAGAGCAUGAUCAGUUAGUGAAUGCAGUGUCUAAAUUAGAUAAAACCCAGCACAUUAAAGAGCCUACUAGAAAUGAGCCUACCAACCAAAAUUCCGAGUUCAACCUGAUAAAAAGGUCCAAUAAACUCGAUAUUAACAAUGUGGUGAAGGUAUUGGAGGACACCGCUCACCAUGUAAAGAUUAGUAAGAAGUUGAAAAAGAGCCAACGUGUUUUGCCUAAGCCGUUAGAGAAACCUCAGGCUGAAAGAAUUAAAAGGGCCACAGGGUAUGAAGAGGCGAAGAAAAAGGUAGGGCGCUGGGACGCUGUCGUUGCUAGAAGCCGAACUGUUGAUUUUGUGUCUUUCCCUUUGAAGAAUGUGUCUACAAAGCUUCAGCCUGCUGCUGAAUUUUUGUCCAAGUUUGAGUUGAAGUCUUCUUUAGAGAAAGAGUUGGAGGAAGUGGACCCUCCUGCGAUGGUAGAGGAAGAGGAGGAUGAGGAGCAAACAUAUCCCAUGUCGUAUGAGGAAAUGGUUGAACAUCGUCAGCACUUGGCCAGGCUGCGGGCUCAGGAAUCGUACAAAGCUGCUAAAGCUAAAAGACAAAGCAAAAUCAAGAGCAAGAAGUAUCAUCGAAUCCUCAAAAAAGAAAGGCUUAAACAGCAACUGAAAGAAUUUGAAGAGUUACAAAAGAAAAACCCUGAGGAAGCAUUAGAAAAACUUGAAACACUGGAAAAAGCCAGAGCUCUGGAGCGUCAUACUUUGAGGCACAAAAACACUGGGAAAUGGGCUAAAAAUAAAUUGAUUCAAGCCAAAUAUGAUAAAGAGGUGAGGCAGCAACUAGCAGAGCAAUUGGCAGUUAGCAGAAGUCUUACCCACAAAACUCAAGAUACAGAAAGCACAGAUGAUGAGCAAGAAAGUAAUGAAAUGAUCCCAGACUUAACAUUGUCUCAAGACCCCAUGAAUCCUUGGAUGAUGAGCAGACCUGGGAAAUCUAAUGUUGCAGCUGAAUUUGAUUUCGGGUACAAAAAAUAUUUAAAAAACAAAAUGUUUAAAAGGAAGGAGGAUUCUGAUAGUGACUCUGAUGAUGAGCCAGUAGAAAAUAAUGAGAAAGAUAAUGAGGAUAUGAAGACUUUAAAAGAAAGUGUUAAUAGCAUACCUCAAGAAGAGACACCAGUCGAAGAAUAUGUAAUAGACACUGCAGCUAUCAAAAGAACUAUAGCUGAACAGAAUAAGUCAAGAAAGAAGAAAUCAAUGAAAACACAGAAAGUGCAGAAAGUCACAGCUACUUCAAAUUGGGUUGUUGAACCUAUCAAUGAAGAGGAAGAACCAGCUGUUGGUGAAAAAGUUUCCACUGCUUUUGAGAGUUAUGAGAGCAAAAUUGAUAGUAAAAUUACAAAGAAGUUGAAUGCUCUCAGAAAAAACAUUGAAAAAUUGGACAAAAGAGGAAAAGCUUCAAAAGACAAAAAGAGGAAAGUUGAUGAUGAAGAACAUGAUAAUCUUGAAUAUUUGAAAUUAAAAAAUAAAAAGGUAAAGGCAGUGAUUGAUGAAGAAUUGAUUGAAACAGGCAAAAAUGUUGAUUCAGAAACCAAUGAAAAAUCACCUGCUGAAAUCCUGAAGACAGCUGAACAAAGUGGACAGCGAAAUGCUGAUGUCAGUAAUAUAGAUCCAAGUAAAUUCAUAGAGGUAAAGCCCAAAUACUUGAACACUGCUAUCCCUGGAGCUGCAAAUGAUGAUGAGUUGGAUGAUGAUGAACAAGUUGUGCCAAAGGUUAAUAUUGAAGAAGUGUUUGAGGAAGAUGAUGUAGUAGCCAGCUUUAGACAAGAAAAAGAGGAUGAGAUCAACAAAAACAAACCUCAAGACAUUGAUUUGAGUCUACCUGGAUGGGGCAGUUGGGGUGGCAAAGGUGUGAAGGCUCCAAAAAGGAAAAAGAAUAGGUUCAUACUGAAAGCUCCACCUGUUAUGCUAAGGCGUGAUGAGAACAAAGGAGAUAUUAUAAUCAAAGAAUACAAGGAUCCAAAGCUUGCCUCACAUAAAGUUACAAAUAUACCUUUCCCAUUUACAAGCAUCAAGGAAUAUGAAGCGUCUAUCAGAGCUCCAUUAGGCAAUACAUUUAUACCUGAAACUGCCCAUAAAAAACUUAUCAAACCAAGUGUGAUCACCAAGGCUGGUACUGUCAUUGACCCAAUGGAUGAAGAUGAACUACUAGUGAAGAAAAAUAAGAGGUUUGGAAAUGCAAAUGUCAUAAACCUUUUAGCUAAGAAAUAAAUAUAAAAAAUGUA